AUGGGUGUGCAGAGGUUAGUAUUGAUUAAAGGGGAAGAUGUUAUCGGUCUCCAUGGUGGUGAGGUAACCGGUAUUAAGGUAUUCACUAAGGAGGUUGCCGACAUUGUGGUGGCCGAAGGAGGAUUUGGUCAGGUUGUGGUCACCGCGGGUGUCAAGGAGACGAUUGGGCGCCAUGGCAAUUUAGGCGAGUUUGGAUGCUUUUCGUGCAUCGAUGGCGACGAUGCAACCUGUAGGGGCCUUGGAGCUGAGGCAUCCGAGAGGUAUCUAGACGCAGAGCACCACAGCCGAGCUCCCAUGGACACCGCUAAUGGUGAGGUGCCAUGGGCGCCGCUAACUGGGGACCGAAUCAAUAAUGAAGCUAGAGCAAUCAAGCAGCGUCGCAUGUAUGGUGGAGGCGAACGCCAGGCAUGGAUCUUUGUGAAUGCCAGAGGAGAGCUCGCCAGGCACUUUUGGUGGUGUUGCUUCUGGUAA
This is a messenger RNA of Ilex paraguariensis (yerba mate), 471 nucleotides long. NCBI's taxonomy places the organism in Eukaryota, Viridiplantae, Streptophyta, Magnoliopsida, Aquifoliales, Aquifoliaceae. The record is from the annotation of a GenBank genome assembly.